AUGGGGAUGAAUUUUGAUGAUGAAGGACUGCUGAAUUAUCUUAUCAAUUUUGUUACUGUUAAAGAAAAAAAAAGGAAUGGUAAGAACUUCAACAGGGGAAUUGUUGGUGGUGGCGGCUCAUGGAAAGGAGUUAACAAUAGUAGACCAGUUUACAACAAGAAAGGAUUAAUGAUUGGGUUCAAGAAAACCUUCCGUUUUGAUGAAAAUAAUCAUGUCUGGUUUAUGAAAGAAUAUCGUCUUUGCGAUAAAUUACUAGAGGACUUGAGACUACAUGGUAAGAUUCGAUAUGAGGAUUAUGUUUUAUGUAGCAUUAGGAUGAAAGUCAAUUGGGGUCACUUUCGACAGAAUCUUCUUGCCAGUUCUUCAUCACAAUGUCAAGAAACUGUGAAAUCCAGUGCUGCUAAUGUAAUUCCAUCUGAUCAGUUAAAUAGUACUUUGAACGGGAACAUUCGCCCAGUUACUUUAGUCUUCAAAGAAUCAAAUGUAACCCAAUGGCCUGCUACAAUACAAGAAGAAUGCUUUGUUCCCGUUAUUCAUCAAGAAAUUCCCUCUGUUAGUUUCGGCGCAAUAGAAGAAGAUUGCUCUGUUCCUGUGGUUCAUCCGGAAACACACUCUGUUAGUUUUGCUGCAACUGAAGAAGAAUGUUCUGUUCCUGUGGUUCAUCAAGAAAUUCCCUCUGUUAGUUUCGUCGCAAAAGAAUCAAAUGUGUCUGCUUCAAAAGAAGUAGAAGAAUGCUCUGUUCCUGUGGAAACUCGUCCGGAUAAUGACAUUGCUACUUACCAUAAAGAACUUGAUGCGUAUGCUGCCUCUAUACUCGAAACGAUGGUUCCUUACAUUCCAGAAGUGCAAGAAGAUGAGGAUGACAUCCCACUUUUCAGCGAAGAUUUUUAUAUUGGUCAUACAAAUCUGUGGAGUUAA
This is a messenger RNA of Solanum lycopersicum (tomato), 918 nucleotides long. The record is from RefSeq and is a predicted model, not a curated record. Lineage: Eukaryota; Viridiplantae; Streptophyta; Magnoliopsida; Solanales; Solanaceae.